Molecule: messenger RNA, 1149 nt
Organism: Penicillium griseofulvum
Lineage: Eukaryota; Fungi; Ascomycota; Eurotiomycetes; Eurotiales; Aspergillaceae
Product: hydroxymethylglutaryl-CoA reductase
Exons: 1
Coding region: 1-1149 (382 amino acids)
Biological process (GO): coenzyme A metabolic process; isoprenoid biosynthetic process
Molecular function (GO): protein binding; hydroxymethylglutaryl-CoA reductase (NADPH) activity
Source: RefSeq, a predicted model, not a curated record
AUGGCUUCACAGACGAUGGCAAAGUUUGGACAUGUUCUGCAAGAUGCAAAACACAUAACUGAACGCAUAAACGAUGCCCCGAAAAUAGCGAUUGAAAAUUUCAUCGGAUAUACCUCUGUGCCAGUUGGACUAGCCGGUCCUCUUUCAAUCAAUAACCCCGAUAGCACCAGUACUAGGACCUAUGCUCCAAUUGCUACCACCGAGUCUGCAAUCAUCGCGAGCUGCAGCAGAGGUUGCAAGGCGAUGAAUGAAUCUGGCGGAGGGCAUUUUCACAUGCUGGGUGAAGCAAUGUCUCGCAGUCCAGUGUUCCGAUUCAACUGUACCGAAGAUGCGAUUGAUUUCGCCCAUCGGGUGCCAGAUCUCAGGGAUCCCAUCGCUAAGGCCGCGGAAUCCUCAAGCCGCUACGCCCGUCUUGUGGAAUUGACCCCCAACAUCGUGGGUUCCAAUGUACAUGUUCGAUUUGACUACACAUGCGGAGACGCAGCGGGCCAGAAUAUGGUCUCGAUUGCUACUCAGCGUGCCUGUGAUUGGCUUCUUGCUUCUACACAGGAACUGAAGCUGAACAUCACGGGUGUGUUUGUUGAAUCCAAUAUGGCACCGGACAAAAAGCCAUCCUGGGGAGUUGUCAGCUCGCCUAGAGGUGUCCAGGUUGUUACAUGGACCACACUUUCCGAUACGGUAUGCCGUACUGUUCUGAAGUGCACAUCUGAGAGCCUAUACCACGUUUUGCGGGCAACGCAAGAGGGAGGGAUUCGCAAUGGUCAGUUUGGCUCGAAUUUAAACGUGGCCAAUGUCGUUACCGGAAUAUUUAUUGCAACUGGUCAGGAUGCUGCAUCGGUUGCUGAGGGGCCUUGGGCCCAUGUGACCCCGGAGUAUGAUUUUGAGUCUCGCGAGUUGAAACUGGCCCUCUAUUUCCCAUCUCUACCCGUUGGCACUGUUGGAGGUGGAACCACAUAUGAGACGCAGAAAGAAGCUCUCGGAAUUAUGGGAUGUAAAGGUCCCGGUGGGAAAUCCCGCUUAGCGGGUCUGAUUGCCGCUUUUUCUCUUGCGCUUGACAUUAGUACUGCAGCGGCGCUGGCAAGCAACACCUUCUCCAAAAGUCAUGAGAAACUUGCACGUGCAAAACAGGGAAAUGACAGUAAGAUUUGA